Molecule: messenger RNA, 1380 nt
Organism: Rhipicephalus microplus (southern cattle tick)
Lineage: Eukaryota; Metazoa; Arthropoda; Arachnida; Ixodida; Ixodidae
Source: RefSeq, a predicted model, not a curated record
AUGCACCGGCAGGCCAAAUGUCCAGCGUGUGAACAAUAUUCCGAAUGUGCCGAGGAAUGUAGGGUGGAACCCGAGAAAGGAAUUGCACAUGUUAAGGCACGCAGACAAUUCAGGUGUUCCCGGUGCCAUCGUUCCCACGAGCGUGGAAAAUGCCCAGCCUUUGGCAAAACUUGUUUUCUGUGCCGAGGCGCUAACCACUUUGCUUCCUGCUGCAAGAAAUGGCCUCAAGUCAGUGAAGUACGCGACGAGCAAGAUGACUUUGACAUCCUCGAUGUCAACGUUGGCAGCAAAGCUGAUUGGCUGAUCAAUGCAACAGUGGCUUCCAAACAAGUGUCCCUUAAGGUUGACACAGGCUCACAAGCCAACUUGUUGCCUCAGUCUGUGUUCCAAAGCCUAAAAUCGAAGUCCGGGUUACGGGAAAGCUCCUCUGUUCUGCGCUCAUACAGUGGCGACGUUAUCAAGCAUAUCGGUGUUACUACGCUACAAGUUGUCGCGAACAGCCACACCGGUUACUUCGACUUCUUCAUUGUUAAGAAGAGCACCCAGGCCAUCCUGGGGCUGUCGGCGAGUGAAGCUUUAGGACUGGUCUCUCGUACUGUCGACGCUGUGAAUACAAGCAGCACCAUCGAAGCGAUGACAGAAUUUCCCGAGUUGUUUCAGGGCAUCGGCUGUCUAAAACGCCAGUACCACAUGGUUCUGCGGGGGAAUGCAACCCUGGUGGUCCAACCGGUACGACGGGUGCCCCAGGCGCUGCUCCAGCCCUUGCGAGAGGAACUGGACCGCAUGGAGCAUGAAGGCAUCGUGGUCAAAGUCAGCGAACCGACGGAUUGGGUGAGCCCCUUUGUCGCCGCGAGAAAAAAGAAUGGUAAACUGCGUGUCUGCAUUGACCCCAGGCGCAUCAAUGAGUGCUUAAAAAGAGAGCACUAUCAAAUGCCAAAAAGAGAGGACAUUGAGGCUGAGCUGGCCGGCGCCAAGUUUUUCUCUCGCCUCGACGAGCAAUCUGGAUUUCAUCAAAUUCCUCUAGAUAAGGCUACUUCGAAGGUGUGCACGAUUGGCACGCCGUUUGGGCGCUACCGUUUCCUAAGGCUGCCUUUUGCUAUAGCUUCGGCACCUGAGGUUUUUCAAAAAACCAUGAAUGAAAUAUUCGACCAGGUCCCAGGAGUGCGAAUAUAUAUCGACAAUAUAUUGAUAUGGGGUAGCACGAGGGAAGAGCAUGACGCCCACCUCCGCACAGCCUUGCAGUUGGCCAAGAGCGCCGGCCUAACGCUCAAUGCUGCUAAGUGCGAAUUCGGGGUCACCGAAAUCGACUUCUUGGGCGACGUGAUAAGCCAAGACGGGAUCAGACCUGGUAAGCAAGAAAAUGUUUGCUCGUCUAGCUGA